Dromiciops gliroides (monito del monte) is the source of this 5562-nucleotide messenger RNA. It is a transcript of the gene NCK1, whose product is annotated as NCK adaptor protein 1. Lineage: Eukaryota; Metazoa; Chordata; Mammalia; Microbiotheria; Microbiotheriidae. The record is from RefSeq and is a predicted model, not a curated record. Gene Ontology annotation, biological process: positive regulation of endoplasmic reticulum stress-induced intrinsic apoptotic signaling pathway; negative regulation of PERK-mediated unfolded protein response; positive regulation of translation in response to endoplasmic reticulum stress. Gene Ontology annotation, molecular function: ephrin receptor binding.
GUUUCCUGGGGGCGGGGUGCCGAGCUGGGCAGGAGUAGGAGGAGCCGACCAAAGGGAUCGGAGUGAGGCUGCCGCGGGCGGGGGCCAGUGGGCAUCGUGUGCGCGCCCGUGCGCGUUCUUCUUCCCUCCCUCCUUCUCUCCCUCUCUCCCGGGUGCCCCUCCCCCUCCCUCUCAGGCGAGAGCUACGCGGCGGCGCCGAGGCCUCUUGCCGGGUAACGGCCGUUCCCCCUCUCCCCCAUCCCCGCCGCGGCGGUGGCAGCGGCAGCAGCUCCCUCGUUCCCUCUGGCUUCUCGGCUAAGCGGCGACCGCGGCGGCCCUGCAGGGCACACACAUUGAAUGUAAAUUUGAAGAAAGAAGAGUUAAUGUAACAAAGUGCCAAAGCGACUAGAAGAUGGCAGAAGAGGUGGUGGUGGUAGCCAAAUUUGAUUAUGUGGCUCAACAAGAGCAAGAGCUUGACAUCAAGAAGAAUGAAAGGCUUUGGCUAUUGGAUGAUUCAAAGUCCUGGUGGAGAGUUCGAAAUUCUAUGAACAGAACUGGUUUUGUUCCUUCUAACUAUGUUGAAAGGAAAAACAGUGCUAGAAAAGCUUCUAUUGUAAAAAAUCUAAAGGAUACUUUAGGUAAGUGUUCAUGGAAAAGAAAACCCAGUGUGCCAGAUUCUGCAUCUCCUGCUGAGGACAGUUUUGUCGACCCUGGAGAACGUCUCUAUGACCUCAACAUGCCUGCUUAUGUGAAAUUUAAUUACAUGGCAGAGAGGGAGGAUGAAUUAUCUUUGACAAAAGGGACAAAGGUUGUUGUCAUGGAGAAAUGCAGUGAGGGUUUGUCGGGGAGUUAUAAUGGACAGGUUGGAUGGUUUCUCAACUAUGUGACUGAAGAAAGUGACAGUCUGGGUGACCAUAUGGGCUCUUUAUCAGAGAAAUUAGCAGCUGUUCACAAUUUAAACAGUGGUCAAGUGUUACAUGUGUACAAGCUUCUACCAUUCAGCUCCUCCAAUGAUGAAGAACUAAAUUUUGAGAAAGGAGAAGUGAUGGAUGUUAUUGAAAAACCUGAAAAUGACCCUGAGUGGUGGAAAUGUCGGAAGAUUAAUGGGCAAGUGGGUCUGGUGCCAAAGAACUAUGUUACUGUCAUGCAGAAUAGCCAACUAACCUCAGGAUUGGAACCAUCACCCCCACAGUGUGAUUACAUUGGCCCAUCAGUCACUGGCAGAUUUGCUGGCAACCCGUGGUAUUAUGGGAAAGUCACUAGACAUCAGGCAGAAAUGGCACUGAAUGAAAGAGGGAAUGAAGGGGACUUCCUCAUUCGGGAUAGUGAAUCUUCACCAAAUGAUUUCUCAGUAUCUUUGAAAGCACAAGGGAAAAACAAGCAUUUUAAAGUCCAGUUGAAAGACACUGUUUACUGCAUUGGACAGCGUAAAUUCAGCACCAUGGAAGAACUUGUAGAACAUUAUAAAAAGGCACCAAUUUUUACAAGUGAACAAGGAGAAAAAUUAUAUCUCAUCAAGCAUUUAUCAUGAUAAAAAGAUGACCAAAAUAACUGCCACAAAUUUCAAAUUAGAAAUGCAAUUGAAGACUAAGAAGAUGUUGGUCCACUGUGCCAGACUGGAAAUCGAUGUUUUUAACUCUAUAAGAAAUUGACUAUAAUACAUAUGUAUUUUUAUUAUAACAUAGCACAUGCACAUAUAUGCCAUUUUAUGUUUAAAAAAACCAAACCUUUGUAAAACAAUUGCUUCCAUCUUUGAUUUUUCAGCUUUAUUGUCAGUUUUCCUUUUUCUUGUUUCCAAUAAUAAGUUCUUUAUUUUUACAUCAUCAGUUUAGUGAAGGACAGACAUCUUUAAAUUAUAGACAUUCUAAAUUACUUAUCCUUUAUUUUUCUAGCAGGGUUGCAAUAUUAGGCAAUUGCUUUUGUCACUGUCUCUUGAAGUAUAAAAAUAUUGUGUCCCUAUAAUGAAAUACUCUAAAAUAAAUUUCCCUGGAAAUAUUAAUCUUUUCUAUGUAGAACUGAAUAGCAAUAAUCACUGGAAAAGAUUAGUGAUUGUUUCCAGGUGCCAUUUUUCUCCUAAGCCAUUGUAAAUACCAAAUAAGCCUGUCAUUAUUUUUCAAAAUUUAUUCACUGUCUGUGUUUCAUGUAAAACAUGAUGGUUGGAAGAAAUUCUGUGGAGUUUUAAUUUACAGCUAUUGAGGGGACAGGGGAAAUACCCUAAAGAACUGAAUUGGCCUUUUCUGAUUAUUCUCCAUCUGUUACUUGUGUGAAAACAAAGCAAUCUCUGUGAGAUACAUUUAGCUUUUAAAAACGAGAAAUGAACCCUUAGUGUCAUUUUUCCAAAGGGUUCAAUUCAGGAUAUAGUUUUGUCCUGUGCCAAUAAAAAAUCAGAUAUGGCAGAGUUUGGGGGGAAAAGAAUAAACUGUAAGAUAUUUGACUUUUUUCUAGGCAACAUCAACAUUAUCAGAAGUACUUUAAAAAGUAAUUAUGUCCUACUCUGGUGCUUUCUAGUUUCAAUAGAGACAGUCAGGACUUGUUGACACUGAACACUAAAUCUAGUGUUUUGUUCCAGAUAUAUGCCUUACUUUGAAGAAUUUGUGAAUGUCCUACUUUUCUGUGGGAGAAACAGGACUUAUUCAUGUAGUCGGGGGAUUUUAUUUCAAAGUCCUAUUUUUGUAGAUGAUCUUGUGUUUGUCGCUCCCCCUGACCAAGCAGAUUGGUUUCUAGUAAAAUUUAAGGGCUGACUAUAGUAAUAGACUAAUUCUGGUGCCUCAUGGGAACGUUGGUAUCAUUACUUAUGGUUAGAUCUUAUCAAGUGUUUUGUUUUUACUCAAGAUUGAAACCUGACAAUUUAAGCUAGACAGCCGACUAAAAAAUGUUUAUCAAAAAUUAAUUUUAAAUGUUUAUUAAAGUUACUCUAGUAAAUGGUGGAGAAUCAGUAAAAAUGAAUAAUGACAAUAUUAUGUGGAGUUUAAGGUUAGGAUGAUCCUUUGGUUUUUUAAACAAGAAUUCUUCAGUGUUCCUUAAAUAUGUGAACUAUUUUAUCUUUUUGUCUCUACAGUUAUAUGCAGACACUCAAUGAACCAAAAGAACUUUUAAAAAUUGAAAUCUGUAAAUUUAAUUAAUUUGAAAAACAUAAUUAUCUUAAAUAUGAUUUUUUUCAAGUUACUUUUUACUUUAGUGUUGCCACUGGGUGGCAGUCCUGGCUUCAGAAACUUUGCUAAUCUACCAUAAAAUGAUAGAAUUUCCAGAUGUUAUGAAGGCAGUACUGUUAAGGUGAUUGGCAUUAUUCCUCUAAUGCUUUUGUAGCCUAGUUAAUAUUGGUCUUUCUAACUCAGUGACACUUUGCUUAUACAAGUUAAUUGUUGUUAGAGAAGUUUAAUAGUAAUAAAUGUGAUGUAUGUUUACUAUUUUUACAAACUGUACUUACCAGGAAUAUCAGUAGAUUAUAAAGCACACCAAUUAAUAUUCCUGCAGAUUUACAGAAAUGUCUAUCAGGAAUGCGCCUCAGUUCCUUCAUGUGUAAAAUGAAGGGAUUAGAGUCGAGGCUCUACAGACCUUUAACACUCUGUAAAAGGAGAAGAAAUAGCUCCAAUCGCAGCAAAUAUGCCUGACAUCUUUCUACUUUUUAAAUGAUUACUAUUAAAAAUAAUCUGUUUAGGUAGAUUUUACCUUCAUUGUAGAAAUGAUGUUUUUUGAAUGAGAGAUUAAUGCUCAUACUUGAGAUGAUUGUGACUUCGUUCUCUUCUCAUGUAUUUCAUUGUGUUACUGUUAAAAGAAUGGGAUUUUAAGAAAGCAGCUAAGAAAUAAGCAUCAUCAAAAAUGAACAUGUAUUUCUUGACACAACUAGAUCGUUAUUGUUGUGGCUAAAAAUGCCUUAUGGAGGUCAGUGAUGUCCAUAUUUUCUCAUAUUUUGUCCUUUCUUUCAGGAUAAAGAUCAUGCCAAAGUGAACCACAUAUUUAAUUUAUACCAGUGUGCUGAAAUCUUCUCACUUAAGCCUAACACACCUAAGUGUUACACAUGCACAGUUUUUUGUAUUAUCAAUCUUUUUUGCUCUUUUUACAUCAUUGUCAUUUCCCAGUGUCCCUCUCUCCCCCAUAGAUAGAAACCUCUCUUGUAACAAAAGAAGUUAAGUAAAACAAGCCAAUACAUUGACCAUGUCUGAAAGUAUAGGUAGCAUUCUAUAUUCAUAGUCCAUCAUCUGUCUACCAAGAUCAAAGUAUAAAUAUUACUGAGCCAUGAAAAAUAUGAAUCUGAAGAAUUCAGAACAGCAUAGACAGACUUGGAUGAACUGAUUUCAAUGUAAGUAAGCAGAGCCAGGAAAAAAUAAAUGUGCUUGCCAAUAUUGUAAAGGGGUUGGGGGAGCAAAGGAGGUGGGGAGAGAAACAACACAUUAAUUAUAAUAUCUAAACUUCAUCCUAGGAAAAAAAUGAGAAAAUGUACCUUCUUUCUUUGUAGAGGUGAGAAGCUGUGAGUGUGAAACAUUGCAUAUACUGUAAAACUCCGUGUCAUAGUUUUGCUGAACUUAUUUUUUAUUUCUCUUUGUUGCAAGGGAUGGCUCUCUGGGUAGGGAGUGGGGAGGAGCUAUAUUCAGAAAUUAAGGUGAUGUAAAAAUUACAUAGCAAUAAAAGCUGAGGGGGAAAAUAAAGUAUGUUUCACCAGUCCUUGGCAAUCAAAAUUGACCAUUAUGUUAAUUUGAAUUCUGAUGUCUUUUAGUAUUUUUAUUUUCAUUAGUAUGGUCAUUUUGAAUAUUAUUCUCUUGGUUUUUCAUUCUGUAUAAGAGCAUAUGAGUCUUCUCAAUGUUUCAUAUUUAGCAUUUUAUGGCCUAAUAAUAUUCCAUUAUAUUCAUAUGUCAUAAUUCAGUCAUUCCAAAAUUGAUAGGCAUCUACCUCAUUCCCACUGUUUUGGCAACCAUAAAUUAUGCUAUGAAUUUAUUUUGGUCUACCUGAGUACUUUCCUUCUGUCUUCAUCUUCCUUUGCAGGACUUACUUGGCAUCACUGGGUCAAUUUGAUUUGGUCACUUUGUAUAAUUUGAAAUUUUUUUUCUGAAUGUUUGGAAUAAUUCAAUCGACCAACAGUGUAGUUAGCAUGACUGUCUUCCUAUAGCUCUUCCAACAUUGAACAUGAAGAUACUUUAUCAUUUUUUCCAAGUUUUUGGUCUUGAGGUGAAACAUCAUGGUUUUAAUUUACAUUUCUCGUUAGUGAUUGAACAGUCAUAAAUGCAUAUUCUUAGUUUGCAGAAAAUAAUACCUCAUAGGAUAACAGUAUAAUUGACUUUUUCAUGUAUGUAAAGAAAAACUUGUAGCUGCUUUAUAUAUCAGUGUCUUGCCCUCAGGGAGCUUUAGUUGUUUGUUUUACUUUGUGUGCUUGGGUUUACAGUGUGCAGUAAACCUAAAUGUAAACAUACACAAACCUAUUCACAAUAUACCCCCCCCCCAAAAAAAAAAUUGGACAAAAGAGUUCCCAGAAUCUCAAUCAAUCUCCCUCUUUCUCUCUCUCUCUCUACCCUUUCUCUCUCCUUACUCUCUCUCCCUCUCUCCUCUCUCACAUAGUUUUUUGGUUUUUGGGUUUUUGGGGUUUUUUUG